Molecule: messenger RNA, 2931 nt
Organism: Saccostrea cuccullata (small rock oyster)
Lineage: Eukaryota; Metazoa; Mollusca; Bivalvia; Ostreida; Ostreidae
Product: testis-expressed protein 11-like
Exons: 28
Biological process (GO): synaptonemal complex assembly; male meiosis chromosome segregation; reciprocal meiotic recombination
Cellular component (GO): central element
Molecular function (GO): protein binding
Source: RefSeq, a predicted model, not a curated record
ACAGCUUUAACUCGAGACCUGAUAUGCGGUGGGGAGAGUCAGGAGGAUGGCAGCUGGUGUGAUCUCGUGGACAAAGCUCUACAGCUAGCAGAGAAAAUUCUACCGGAAAUACAACAGCAUCCUGAUAAAAGUGUCAUGGAACAGAUGGAGACAGUCGCAGUUAACCUAUGGAAUUUCACUGUGUCCUUAAAGACUGGCAGAAGACUGUCUUUACUAUCCAAUGCCAAAUUGCGCCACAUUUGUCUGAAGAUUGUGGAGGCCACAGUAACAACCUCAGAGGACCACAUGAAAAUAAAAAGGAAGAUUGCUAUUGGGUUGAAAACAGCAAGAGCAUGGCUUGAUACUAAAGAAGUUGGGAUGGCUUCCAAAGUGUUAGACCUAACAGAUCAGUUUGUGAAGAAGCUACAGAAGUUGAUAGUGGAUGACAUCAAUAAGUCUGGGUCAUCUAUCACAACAGACAAACAGAAGAAGGAUGUGGAGAAAGACUUGUUCAAACUGCUCUGUUACAAGGCUGAAGUGAGUUUGGAACAAGGUGAUAACUCUACUGCCAUGGAGCUCAUACAAAUCGCUAAAGAAAUGUUGAUCAAAUACCCACACGAGGGGGCGUUCCUGUCCAUGCUGAGCUAUAAUUUUGGGGUGGAACUCUACCAAAAGAAGCGGUUUGAUGAAGCUGUGACAUGGUUAAGGGAAAGUUUUGAAAUUGGGAAAAACCAGACAAACUUGGAGGCAAAAAGUCAGGCCAGAACCCUGAGAUUGUUGGCGUGUGUUUACAUGGAGCUGAAUCAGGAAGACCACAUCCAGAAAGCUCUGAAUGCUGUCACUCUGGCCAAUAACGAACACCCUCAUCCUUCUGGUCUGUUUUUGUUCCUCCGCAUUUUGUUAAAAACCAAGGAACCAAACUCUGUCAUCUGCAAAGCUGUGUCAGACAUCAUGCAGCAGCCAGGGGCAUCACUGGAUGUAGGCAUCAACACAGCUCUGUUAUUGUCAAGAAAUGAAAGACAUGACCUUGCUGUUGGGUUAAUGAAGGAGCUUCUGAAGAAGUUUGAACAUACCUCCAACACAGGAGAGCUCCUAAUGACUAACUUUGAUAUUCUGUUGGCAAGCAAAGACAGGCGGUCUCUUAAAGAGUUUGUGGAGUACUGCAUUGAGGAAAACAACACUCACGGAGCCCUAGAGCCAGCAGUAAAGAGAAGGUUCCAUAUUGAGUUCUGGGCUCUGGCCUAUACAGCAGAUCAGGAGAAGAAUUACUCUGAGGCAUUGGACUGGUACAACUUUUCCCUGAGUCUGUACAAUCGGGAGGAAUCGGGGGACCAGAAUCUGGCUCGUCUCCAUAGAAACCGUGCAACCUGUUAUCUCAAUCUGGGUCAGAUGGACAAGGCGACGGAGGCAGUAAAUGAAGCCAAGAAGUGGGACCCUGCAUCCAUCAACACAAUGUUCCUGUUGUUCAAGCUCGCAUUAGCAGCAUCUAAUGUAGAACAAGCCAAAGAUAUCCUGCAGAAGAUGUGUAGUGAGGUGGUUAAGUUAGAAAACACAGACAAAGAAAUGGAGGCACAGAAACUUAUCUGUCAGGCUGCCUACAUGGCUUAUGAGAAUCACAAGGAAUCUACAGCAGGCCUGGCUUUGGAGUGUUUGGCCAACUGUAGCUUCGAUCUGACCCAGACAUUGACUGCUCUCAGGUGUCUCAUCCGACUCAAACUGUCCCAGGUCGACCAGGACAAGAACACCAGCAUUGAAGAUGUUGGAAUCUUACAUGACAUAAAAAUGGCAUACAACAAACUUAUGCGUGAAGAAGACAAGGGAGGUAAACUGUCCCCAAAACUCAGUGAGGAGGCCAGCUGGUUUAUGAGAGUAGCUUGGAACCUGGCCCUGAAAUGUGAAGAGAGACCAGGCUUGAUGAAAGAUUUAUAUAAACUCUGUUCUCAAUAUUCCAGUCUCUGUUGUGAUGAUGAGGAGAACACCUUAACAAGGAAGAAGACCUGCCUUCUGAUGGCUACAGCUGCCUGUCUACAACAAGCCAGGACUGACGGACUCCCAAACUCACUUAAGGAUAAUUAUUUGGAGGAAGCCGUUGACUUUAUUCAUGAAUGUAAAUCAGUCAAUCAGCAGAUCCAUCAGGAGAUGGACCUAAACUCCUCUAUAGAUGCUAGGACCCAGGAUAAAGCAGACACAUUAAUGAUGAUGUAUGAAUUCGAGGCACGCUGUAAACUACAGGAUCCGUCUGUAGAGGAAAUUAUUGAAGUUUUACUGAAAAUCCCUAAUCCCGAUCCUAAACCAUUUGAAACUAUAGCUGCUCUGUCAAUGGAACCACAAUCUAUUCACAAAAAUAUUGGAGUUCGAGCCCUGAAGAUAGCUAUAAGGAAACAUCUACAGAUGCCAACAGUGGACUUUGACAGAAUCAGUAAACUGUACCGAGGGUUGAUACAGCACACCCUGUCCUCUGUCUCAGACAACACCAAACAGGAAGCUCUGACUCAAUACAACGAAGUGGUAGACCUCAUUGACAAAAAAGCUCAGGUGGAUUACCCAGAGAUUGAAAUCCAGUGGUUGAUGACAAAAGCUUGGAAUUGUGGGGUGACAUUCCUAAGCUCUGGGAGAUAUGAGCUAGCAGAGAAGUGGUGUAACACUGGCAUGAAGUUUCUGAAGCACCUCAGUCUGGGAGUACAGCUUAACUACAAUGAAACGAUGACAAAUACAUAUGCUGACAUCUUGGAGCAGAUUGAUAAAUCCAGAACAAGACAGCUAAAUCCAGAACCAUAGAUUAUAGAACCAAGAUAAUCCAGUAUCACAGAUAAAAGACAAAUAAAUCCAGACGAAAAACUCCUAACCAAGCAGCUUGAGGAAUGAAAAAGAUCACAGACUGACAGACACUUGUACACCUUGUCACAAGAUCAAUGACAAAGACAUUGGAUUUUUUUGUUUUAUUCUUUAAUA